Messenger RNA from Vespula vulgaris, 2023 nucleotides. Its product is annotated as odorant receptor 13a-like. Gene Ontology annotation, cellular component: plasma membrane. Gene Ontology annotation, biological process: sensory perception of smell; detection of chemical stimulus involved in sensory perception of smell. Gene Ontology annotation, molecular function: odorant binding; olfactory receptor activity. The transcript is spliced from 6 exons. NCBI's taxonomy places the organism in Eukaryota, Metazoa, Arthropoda, Insecta, Hymenoptera, Vespidae. The record is from RefSeq and is a predicted model, not a curated record. The coding region runs from base 719 to 1993 and encodes 424 amino acids.
CAUUUUUAUAAUGAUAACACAAGCACACGCUACGAUAAAAUUGUUCUAUCGUAGACUACUCUAAGCAUCUUCGUCGUUCUUUAUUCGGUGGAGCGUAGAACAUCGGAGCAUAGUUAUAAAUAAAUAGGGAAUAAGAAUAGCAUAGGACGAUGCCAUCAAUCUAUCAACUUAUUUUAAUAGACCUAAUCCUACGGAGUUGACGAAAGUUCGAUAUCUGCUGUUAGAGAAGAACAAUUGUAGCUUAAAUCUAUUCUUACACAUGUCUAUCACUUACCGUAUGCCCAAAAUGCUACCCUACGAGUAACUAAAUCUUAUGGUAUCAGAUAUGCAAAUAUAUAGUAUGCUAUAUGGUAUAGAAAAUUUCAAAGAAUAUAUGGUAGUUUAAAAGUUCGGAUAUCACUUUAUGUGAUUAGAGGUUGGAAGAGUCUAAUUUUAGUGUACUCGCAAAUGAUAGAUAUGUCUGUAUCGAUUGAACGCUCGGAGAAUCGCUCCAGGAAACUUCGUAGAUAAUAUUUUUUGUAUUAUUUUGGAAGAGAGUUAGAUACAAUCUUGUAUCAAGCAACGUUCUCGAUUGUUAUUGACUGUUAAAAAGAACAAAAAAUAGAGAACGAUUUCAAUUUUGAAAUAUUUUUUAAUCGUGAGUACGCGUUUGAUAGAAAGUAAAAUUGUUAUAUAAAAUAUUUUGUCGUACAAAGUGUGAGAUACAUCUCGAAUCAACAUGAAUACACAAUUAUUUGCUGUGGACGAAUAUAACAAUCUUAUAAAACCCAUAAUGAUAGCAACAAAAAUAAUUUCUGUUUGGCCACUGGAUAAAGACUCUACUAGGACAGCUGUAAUACUCCAAAACUUACAUACAGUUGCUAUGUUUUUAAUGGUUAUAUCGUUGUCCACUGCAACUACGUUAGAGGUAAUAAACACCAUAGACGAUUUAAACGAGGCAACUGAAUGUGCUCUGCUUUGUACUGCUUUUUAUCUCUGUGGAUUUAGACUCACGAUUUAUUCCUUAUAUCGCAAAGACAUGUUCUAUAUCGUCGAAACUAUGAAAACCGAUUGGAUUUUAGGCAGCUAUGAAGAUAUUCUCAUUUUAAGAGACAAAUGUUUAUUUACAUUUCGCCUAUCCAAAUACUUCAUAUUCACCGUAGCUAGCACCAUUUUCCUAUUUAUAUGUGCUCCUCUUAUAGAGGGAUACAUUUAUGAUACGACUAUGAGGGUACUACCCUUUCGUGGAUAUUUUUUUGUAAAUCAUACGAUCUCUCCAUUCUUCGAAAUAAUCUAUACUUUUAACGUUGUAUCAGGCUGUUUCUCAGCCACUACUAUAGCUGCUGCAACGAGUUUCAAUCUUGUCGUUAUUAUGCAUGGAUCCGCAAAAUUCGCAAUCAUACAGAACAAAUUGAAAAAAAUAAAGGGUAACAAACAAAGUGCAUAUACUGAACUUUCAGCCUGUAUAAAAAGUCAUCAGGAUGCUAUCACGUUCGCUGAUACGCUGGAGAGAGUUAUAAAUAUCUUGGCCUUAGGGCAAUUCGUUAUUAGUACCGGUUUGGUGUGCUUCGCAGGAUUUCAAAUCACUGAGAUGAUUCAAGAUAGAGGACGAUUCAUAAAAUAUUCAGCUUUUUUGAACUCUGCAAUUCUAGAACUUUUUCUAUUUAGUUUUAGCGGAAACAAAUUGAUAGAUGAGAGCGAGGCUGUAGGCUUUGCUGCUUAUGAAAGCGAAUGGUAUAACAAUAACUGUGGUCUAAUUCUACAAACGAUCAUCAUGCGAUGUAGAGUACCAUGCAAAAUAACAGCUGCAAAAUUUUAUAGUAUGUCUCUUGAAAGUUUUGCAACAGUAAGUCACAAAAAAACGUAUCACAUAAAAUUCUUACAAAUCGUUAAAUUUCUUACUGAUAUUUUCAUGAAUUUAUAUUUAUAUUUCCAAAGGUUCUCAGUACAUCAUUUUCAUAUCUCACAGUACUCAAUGCCUCGAACGAAGAAUGAAAGAGCAAAAUACUUGUAAUAAAAGUUAAGGCUACGUCAAAUUGAAAUA